This is a messenger RNA of Sinocyclocheilus grahami, 1883 nucleotides long. RefSeq names its product cytochrome P450 2C42-like. The transcript has 9 exons. NCBI's taxonomy places the organism in Eukaryota, Metazoa, Chordata, Actinopteri, Cypriniformes, Cyprinidae. The coding region runs from base 52 to 1572 and encodes 506 amino acids. The record is from RefSeq and is a predicted model, not a curated record. Gene Ontology annotation, biological process: xenobiotic metabolic process. Gene Ontology annotation, molecular function: heme binding; oxidoreductase activity, acting on paired donors, with incorporation or reduction of molecular oxygen, reduced flavin or flavoprotein as one donor, and incorporation of one atom of oxygen; iron ion binding. Gene Ontology annotation, cellular component: intracellular membrane-bounded organelle; cytoplasm.
CCAAACUGCUCUGCCUCCACUUCAUAUAUAGAGAACACAGAACAAAGAGUUAUGGAACUGAGAGAACAUAGAAAGACAAACUGGGCUGUAAGCAACAUGGAACUCUCUAGCUCACUGGUGUUGGUUUUAGUCUUGGCUGUGUUGAUGUUGGUCUGGUGGAAGAGGAAGGCGAGUGGACUUUCAUUGCCCCCGGGGCCACUGGCACUGCCACUGAUUGGCAACUUACCAAUCAUGGACAAGCAUGCACCCUUUAAAAGCUUUAUGCAGUGGAGCAAAACCUAUGGGACUGUAAUGACGGUGUACCUCGGGCCUCAAAGAAUGGUGGUUCUGGUCGGUUAUGAUACAGUGAAAGAGGCUCUAGUGGACCAGGCAGAGCACUUUACAGGCCGAGCACCCGUUCCAUUUCUGAUCAAAAUUCUGAGAGGCUACGGUUUGACCAUUAGUAAUGGAGAUCGCUGGCGUCAACUGAGGCGGUUCACUCUCACCACGCUAAGGGAUUUUGGAAUGGGACGCAAACGAAUGGAACAGUGGAUUCAAGAAGAGAACAGACAUUUGCUGAAGAGCUUUGAGGAAACCAAAUCAACACCAGUUGACCCAGCCUUCUUCCUGAGCCGGGCUGUGUCCAACGUGAUCUGUUCAUUGGUGUUUGGGCAGCGCUUUGAUUAUGAAGACAAAAACUUCCUGCACUUGCUCCAGAUCAUCUCCAGGCUUGUGCGCUUUAUCAGCAGCCCCCAGGGUCAGCUGUACAACAUCUUUCCUAAACUAAUGCAACUCUUGCCUGGUAGACAUCAUGCCAUGUUUAAAGAGAUAGAAGACAUCAAAGCCUUCGUCUUGAAGAAAAUCAAGGAACAUGAGGAAAAUUUGGAUUUUGGUGACCAAAAGGACUUUAUUGACUGCUUUCUUAUCAAACUCAAACAGGAGAAACACAAUCCUGACACAGAAUUCCAUAAGGAUAACAUGUUGGGGACCGUUUUGAAUCUGUUCGUAGCUGGUACAGAGACCACCAGCACAACUCUCAGAUAUGCCCUGAUGCUUCUUAUCAAGCACCCCCACAUACAGGAGCAAAUGCAGAGGGAGAUUGACCAAGUUAUUGGACAGAAUAGAAUACCUACAAUGGAUGACAGGAAGUCCCUCCCCUUCACUGAUGCUGUGAUUCAUGAAGUACAGCGCUAUCUUGACAUUGUCCCACUAAAUGUUCCCCAUUAUGCCACACAUGACAUCUCAUUUAGAGGUUACAUAAUACCAAAGGACACAGUAAUUAUUCCCAUGUUGCACUCUGUCCUAAGGGAUGAGGAACAGUGGGAAACUCCUUCGACGUUUAACCCUGAGCACUUUCUGGAUGACAACGGCAACUUUAAAAAGAAUCCAGCAUUUAUCCCCUUUUCUGCAGGUAAACGCUCUUGUGUGGGUGAGUCUUUGGCUCGUAUGGAGCUCUUUCUGUUCAUCGUGUCUCUGCUUCAGAAAUUCAGCUUUAGCAGUCCAAAGGGUCCGGAUGGAGUAGACACCAGUCCUGAAUUCAGCAGCUUUGGCAACAUGCCUCGAUUCUAUGAUCUUAUUGCAUCCCCCCGCUGAGCAAUAGAGAUAUUGCACCUUGUCUCAUUUUACAAAAAUGUGGACAAAAAAGCUGUUUUUAUUUGAAGACUCACAUUAAUGCCAUAGUGCAGUAGUUCUCAAAUUUUCAAGUAAGCCUUUGAUCAAAUCAGAGCACCAAGUACUACCUAAUAACCAAUUCUCUUUGGGCGCAAGAAGCAUUGAAAAUUAGAAGUCAGUCACCCAAGCAAAAUUUCAGGCCACCUAUCUUUGGGUCGUCUUGCAUGGCCAGGGAAAGUGAAAUUAAAUUACUGCUGUGUAUGAAAUAUGUUGUAUAUAGAAACUUUUUGUGC